CCGGAAGAAGCUCCAACGUCUGUAGUAUUUGGUUAGAGGGACUGAAUCUGAUGGCAGACUUGUCCCUUUUUUGACUAAUGUUAACGAUUUACUGGGAUAAAACAUGGAAUCAGAGGGGCAGCCUUCAGGAGGAUCUAAAGAGUUUGAGACCGUGGAGAUUGCGGAAUGCAGUGCGGGGAAGGUGAAGGUUCCCCGGAGGAUCAUUCACUUCGCCAACGGGGACACCAUGGAGGAGUACAGCACGGACGAAGAGGAGGAAGAAGAGAAACAUGUGAAACAGGAGGUCGUUGCUGUGGAUUCGUCCAAACUGACCUGGGGUCCUUAUUUCUGGUUCCAUAUGUGGAGGAUGGCAACCUCCACUAUCUCAGUGUGUGACUAUAUGGGGGAGAAACUAGCCUCUUUGUUCGGGAUCACCACUCCUAAGUACCAGUAUGCUAUUGAUGAGUACUACCGCAUAAAGAAAGAGGAGGAGGAGGAAGAAGAGGAGAACCGUCUCGCUGAUGAGGCUGAGCGCUCGUUCGCAGCACAGCGGAGAGGCGAGAAUGAAAAUCCUGCCGCAGUGAAGGAGCAGCCAGAAGGGUCCGGAGCCUCCUUUGUAAAUGUCAGCUUUGAGCUCGAACCCGAGUCUUCUCUCAGGAAUCCUGAUCCAAACAGAGUCCCAUCACCUCUCCCUUCCUGAAAAAAAAAAAAAAAGUUAAUGAAACCAGAACUCCCUCAGCUGCACACACUAAUUUUUUUUUCUAAAUUUUUUAUGUUUAUAACAGAUUUAUUUAUUCAUAAUAGCUGAAGUGGCUGAAUAAGCGGCACCAGUGAAUGUAACACAAGAGUGCUACAUGUAAUCUAGCUCUGGGCUGAGACCGAAGUAAAAUGUUGGUUGUUGCUUUUUGCAUCGACCUCAGUUCUUUCCCAUCAGUUAUAAAAAGAUGAAGCAUCUUUUUCUUGUUUCCCAGAAACGGUUGGUUUGAAUCCUACUUAAUAAAACAAAGGGAGUUAAAAAAAACAGCAUCAGGCAUAAUUUCUGCCGAAGUAUCCACAGAUGAACAUUUCCUUCUAUUAUACUUUACAAUACACAUAAAGCCUUAAAAGAUGUUCCCAACCAGCUGGUUGCUUUGAUUUAACAGAUGUGCAGGUAAAUAGCAGUUUUAGUUUUGUAUUUCAACCUUUCUAGCGUGCAAAAAGAACCCGGACUGCUGAAUGUAAAGGGAAUUUAAGGCAAACAAAAAUUUCAAAGAGAUGUUUGAGAAAUCUGUAGGUACAAACACAUCUUUAACUGUGAAUUGAACGUCCAAUGAACACCAAUUUAUUUGUUUCGUGUGAGUGUUCUAGAAGGGUAUUAAAGGGUCACAACUAAUCGAAGUGCUUUCAUUUUGUAUUAUACUGUAUUUUUAUUUAAAUCCAUUGAGAAUUUAUUAGUAUUUGAUUUCACUCCGAAGAUAUUGAUGUGUUACUUGUUUUUUUUUUUACUUUAAUGAGCCAAUGAGAGUGCUUUGGGUGUCUUAAGCUUAUUAUUGUUAUCCAUUGAUAUCACUACAUUGACUGGCUUCAGAUCCUCAGGAGGGUUAACUCGACUUACCGUAUGUGUUGUCAGAAACAAUAAUGAAAUGAUCUUCAGCUUUAUGUAAAGAUAAAAUCCUUUUAAUAAACAACUUGAUGUCU
Molecule: messenger RNA, 1656 nt
Organism: Cyprinodon tularosa
Lineage: Eukaryota; Metazoa; Chordata; Actinopteri; Cyprinodontiformes; Cyprinodontidae
Gene: fam177a1a
Product: family with sequence similarity 177 member A1
Exons: 5
Coding region: 104-679 (191 amino acids)
Source: RefSeq, a predicted model, not a curated record